This is a messenger RNA of Dracunculus medinensis (Guinea worm), 618 nucleotides long. The record is from the annotation of a GenBank genome assembly. NCBI's taxonomy places the organism in Eukaryota, Metazoa, Nematoda, Chromadorea, Rhabditida, Dracunculidae.
AUGUUCAUUUCCUUAUUUGUCUUUGCUUCCUUGUAUGGUAUUGCUAACGGAGGUGCCGAAAAUAUAAAAGUUUGCUCCAUCUCUGUAACCGUUCAGCAAAAUCAACGAAAUAUUGUUGUAGUAAGACCUUCAGUGCCUGUUGAAAAUUGUCAAGAUCGCGAUACAGUAGCUUGCUUCGAAAUAUUCAAGCCCCAGGACAAUGAUCCUGGGAUGAUACUCGCACAAAACCUUAUGCCUAACACGAAUUAUCAAGUUCGAGAUAGAUGCCAGAUGGAACCAUUUAUAAUGUUGGCUCGACAAAUGUGUCCACGAAUGUGUGCGACAUGUUGCUUGACUAAAGAAUAUAAUUGCCAAAAUGUGACAACUUUAUCAUCUCCACCGACAACUUGCAGAGACGAAAGGCAGAACUGUGCCACGAUUAGAGCCACAAAUAACUGUGGCGGUAUGUUUCGAACAACAAUGAUGCAACAAUGUGCAAGAACGUGCGGCCUGCCUUUACAUGCAUUGGCUGCAGGAACAAAGAGAACGCAAAUAUCUAUUUCCUUAUCAUUUCCAUUAUUAAGAACGAAAGAAGCUAGCACGUAUUUCAUCCGUCGAAUAAUUUAUUCCCGAUCAUAA